This is a messenger RNA of Theobroma cacao (cacao), 432 nucleotides long. RefSeq lists its product as uncharacterized. The record is from RefSeq and is a predicted model, not a curated record. Lineage: Eukaryota; Viridiplantae; Streptophyta; Magnoliopsida; Malvales; Malvaceae.
ACCUUUCGUGAUCUGUCUCAUCCUCAGACAACCUACCCAUAAACUACACAAAAGAAAGCUUCUUUCUUUUUUGGUUUUUGAGAUUUGUGUCUCUUUCUCUUUCUCUCUCUCAAUAAUGGAAGCGAAAUCAGCGUUAAGGAUUGAUAGAAAAUCUUCCAUAGAAAGUGAGCCAAGGACUCUUAACAUUAAUGAAAUCCAAUGUGCAAGAGAGGCUGCCAUGUAUGUGGUGAGGACGAGGACCAUAGAAGAAGCCAUGAGUAUUUUCACUGAGGGAUUAGCGCCGGUAGUAAGCGUGGCAAGAGAUAAUAUAGGAACGAUGAUGAACCCCAAAGACAUGCAGUAUUUAGAGGAGCUGCAUUUACAAGAAAUACGGGAUGUCGUUUCUGCACCUUUCUAGUUCGUUGUUUCUACUUUGUUUUUUUGUUUAUGUAU